UUUCUCAGAUUAAUUCUUGAGAAGGAAGGCCCUCGUUCUUUAUUUCGGGGCCUGGGGCCCAAUCUUAUUGGAGUGGCUCCUUCACGGGCCAUCUACUUCGCCGCCUAUUCCAGCUCAAAGGAGAGACUGAACUGUGUGUUUGAGCCAGACUCCACGCAGGUGCACAUGACGUCUGCUGGGAUUGCAGGGUUCACGGCUAUAACAGCAACCAAUCCAAUUUGGUUAAUUAAGACACGUCUACAAUUGGACGCCAGGAAACGCGGGGAGCGUCGCAUGAAUGCGUUUGAGUGUGUGCGGCGCGUGUAUCAGACGGAUGGUCUACGCGGGUUUUACCGCGGCAUGUCUGCUUCUUAUGCGGGCAUCUCGGAGACUGUGAUUCACUUUGUGAUCUAUGAAAGCAUAAAACGACGUCUUUUAGAGGCCAAAGCAGCAACGCACAUGGAUGGGGCCGAGGACACAGCCAAGGACGCGUCGGACUUCGUGGGCAUGAUGCUGGCAGCCGCCACUUCCAAGACCUGCGCCACAUCUAUAGCCUAUCCACACGAGGUUAUCCGCACACGGCUAAGGGAAGAAGGUACCAAGUACCGCUCGUUCUUCCAGAGUCUCAGCAUGGUGAUUAGAGAGGAAAGCUAUCGAGCUCUUUACCGAGGACUCACCACACAUCUGGUCAGACAGAUCCCCAAUACAGCCAUCAUGAUGUGCACCUACGAGUUCGUCGUCUACCUGCUUGAUGGCUAAACUUUGACCUGAGGUGCCUCCGUAUUCAUGGACGAAGAGUUCUGUAGUUUCAUUCACAAUUUGGGAGUGUCUUCUGAGAGGAAGGUGUUAGGAGAAAAAGGAAAAGGACUAAAAAGGUUGUGUCUAGAAAACAAUGUUCUCGUUUCUUGGUUUUCCUUAACUUUCUGUCUUUUAAUGUUGCUUAAAAUGAUGCUGCUUCUAAAAAGCCUUGACAGUCAGUUCAGCUUUAGCCUCCUCAGAGUUCGUUUUUACAUCUCAAACAGCACUUCAAGUCAGAUAGAUCUUGUAUGUGGAUUCAGCAGGUUAUUUCUGUCAGAGAAGCUGUUCUUAUGUUGGCAGGUGUUUGAGAGGUUUGUCGGCAUCAUUGCGAUGCUAUGAUGGCGAUCAAAGCUUCACUGGAUUUUCUCGAGAUUUGAGCUGGAAAGGAUUUGGAGAGGAUCCAAUCUGAGGCUCGCUUCCUGUCUGGGAACAGCCAAUCAGGUUGCACUUACAACCAUGCAAUGCAAAAGCAAAAAGAUCUGAUGCAUAUAACUGACACUGUGUGCACACAUGUAUGCAAAAACAGAUGUCUAAGAGUGUGUUUAGUUGUUUUAACACUGUACAGGUGAUUGUGUGCUAGUCUCAGAGUGUCAUAUUUGUCUGUUUAUUCCCGUUAUUGUGUGUUUGUAGCCCCUAUUUAACCUUAACACAUGAAUGUAACAAUCAUUGCAGCCAAAAUAGGUUGUUGGCACAAAAAAACUUUAAUAAAUAUAUGUACUCAGCAGCAGAAUUAUUAAUGAAAGAAGGUAAUGAAUAAUGAUAAAGAAAUAAUCAUUUGAAAUUUUUAAAAAGAAAGAAAAGCAAGUAUUAUGCAUGCAAGCCAUUGCACUGCAACACAAAAUAAAAAAAUUUUGUCGCCAUGUUGUUGACCCCAUCCCAAAAACACACACAAAAAAUAAAAAAUCAAAGGCCGCUGUGCUAAAUGCCAUAGAAAAGAGUCUCUGCAAAAGAAAACAGCAUUUUUGUCGUUUUGCUGUAAAAAUACCAAGAAAUCCUUUGAAUAAGAUCAGUUUGAUUGAGAAGCAAAAUUGCAUUAGAUAUUAAGACAUUUUUAGACAGUAUAUCAUGAAUUAAACUAUUUUUAACAUUAAGUAAUUUUAAUGAUUACAAUGUAUUAAUACUUCAUCAUUAUAACUUAAAGCAUAAAUCUGUUUUGUUAGAUUUAUACUUGACUCAUUGGCAAAUUUCUU
This is a messenger RNA of Sinocyclocheilus grahami, 1967 nucleotides long. Its product is annotated as solute carrier family 25 member 36-A-like. Gene Ontology annotation, molecular function: pyrimidine nucleotide transmembrane transporter activity. The annotation marks the transcript as partial. The record is from RefSeq and is a predicted model, not a curated record. Gene Ontology annotation, cellular component: mitochondrion. Gene Ontology annotation, biological process: pyrimidine nucleotide import into mitochondrion. Lineage: Eukaryota; Metazoa; Chordata; Actinopteri; Cypriniformes; Cyprinidae. The transcript is spliced from 5 exons.